Molecule: messenger RNA, 921 nt
Organism: Aspergillus puulaauensis
Lineage: Eukaryota; Fungi; Ascomycota; Eurotiomycetes; Eurotiales; Aspergillaceae
Product: urate oxidase
Exons: 3
Coding region: 1-921 (306 amino acids)
Biological process (GO): urate catabolic process; purine nucleobase catabolic process
Cellular component (GO): peroxisome
Molecular function (GO): urate oxidase activity
Source: RefSeq, a predicted model, not a curated record
AUGUCUACUGUUGCAGCCGCCCGCUAUGGCAAGGACAAUGUCCGAGUCUACAAAGUCCACCGCGACCAAAAGACCGGGGUCCAGACCGUCGUUGAGAUGACCGUCUGUGUUUUGUUGGAGGGUGAAAUCGAUACUUCCUACACCAAGGCCGACAAUAGUGUCAUUGUCGCAACCGACUCAAUCAAGAAUACCAUCUUCAUCCUAGCCAAGCAGCAUCCCGUCACACCCCCGGAGCUCUUCGGAUCCAUCAUCGGCACCCACUUCAUCAACAAAUACAAGCACAUCCAUGUUGCGCACACCAGCAUCAUCACCCACCGCUGGACCCGGCUCAACGUCGACGGGAAACCGCACCCGCACUCGUUCAUCCGCGACAGCGAAGAAACCCGCAACGUCCAGGUGGAUGUCACCGAGGGUGCGGGCAUUGACAUCAGGUCGACCAUCAACAAGCUCAGUGUCCUGAAGAGCACGGGCUCGCAGUUCUGGGGCUUUGUGCGCGACGAAUACACCACCCUCCCUGAAGUGUGGGAUCGGAUUCUUAGCACAGACGUCGAGGCGACGUGGGCUUGGAAACGGUUCUCUAGCCUUGACGAGGUCCGAGGAAACGUGCCCAAGUUCGAUGAUACCUGGGAGGCGGCGAGGAACAUCACCCUCAAGACCUUUGCGGAGGAUAAUAGUGCCAGUGUUCAGGCCACUAUGUAUAAGAUGGGCGAGCAGAUCCUGGCACAUCAGCCUUUGGUUGAAACUGUGGACUACUCAUUGCCUAACAAGCAUUACUUUGAGCUUGAUCUGAGCUGGCACAAGGGCCUCCAGAACAAAGGCAAGGACGCCGAGGUGUUUGUUCCCCAAUCCAACCCCAAUGGACUUAUCAAAUGUACCGUUGGCCGGUCAGACGGGCUCUGGAAGUCCAAGGCUAAACUAUAA